Messenger RNA from Theobroma cacao (cacao), 642 nucleotides. NCBI's taxonomy places the organism in Eukaryota, Viridiplantae, Streptophyta, Magnoliopsida, Malvales, Malvaceae. The record is from RefSeq and is a predicted model, not a curated record.
AUGGAUGCAAUAGACAAAUGUGAUGAUAGUGUUAAUUAUAAUUGCAAUAAGACCCCCUCUCAAUCGUCAACAUAUGUAGGGUCAAGUUCACAACAAGUACCUAUAAUUGAGCCUUCUAGAACUCCUACUAGUGGUAGUCAAGCUUUGAUCUCUCCUACUGGAAGUAAACCUCCAUUGUGUAGUUCAAGUACUAAAUGUCGUCGGAAAUUAACUUCAGAGGUUUGGAAUCAUUUUGAAAAGAAAAAUAUCAAUGGGGAAGAUGUGGCAAGUUGUAAUUAUUGUAAAGCUAUUCUUAAAACCAAUAGCAAGAAUGGAACAACCGCUUUGAAAAAUCACAUGAAUACUUGUGUAAGGAGAAAAAAUUCAAGCAUUGAACAAUGCUUUGAAAAGCAAAAGCAACUUGGCAUAGAUACACAAGCUGAUGGGAAGAAGUUUGUUGCUGGUCUUCAACCCUUGUAUAAGAUGGUUUCUCGCAAUACAGUUAAAGAGGACAUUCACAAGAUUUAUUGCUCAAAGAAAUCCAAGCUACAACAGAGGUUUGAGAAGUUAAAAAGUCGAAUAGCAAUCACGACGGAUAUGUCGACUUCAAAUCAAAAGAAAGGUUACAUGGCUGUCACUGCUCAUUAUAUUGACGAAUCUUGA